AUCACAGCAUUCAAUGAAACCAUUAACUGAGGAAACGCUAUCUGACUGAAAGCUUGCUAACUUAAAAGAUGUGUGCACACAUUUGAGUGUAGGUUACGAAUAAUUUACAGAACAACGAACAUUAUAACGGCUGUGUCUCAAUUCAUGGGCCUUUGUAGGCCGAUUACGUCACGGCGGCCGCGACAGGGGUGACCCAUUUCGGCGACUCCUUGAGAUCCAGCCAACAAAUGCGGUCUUCUUUUGCCAGAUUUGCAGGACACGUUCUGUUAUGUGGCGCCAUCUUGCGGAAGCAGCCAUAAUUGCUGAAUCUUGUUUCCAUAGCAACAGUUGUUAGUAUAGCGCUGUCAGUCACAGGUGGCCAGCUUCUUUUGCGGAAUAUGGCUUCAAACGUUUACCAACUGCCAGUCGGUGGACACUGUAAGGUGAUAAAUUAGACCAACGUUUGUAGAGAAAUUAUGGCUGGAAAAGGAAAUUUGGUUAAACUGGACGUCGGUGUAUUAAACGCUGAGCAGCAAGAGAAACUGCGACAGUUCAAGAUCAAGACGAGAAUCGACAACGAGAAGUAUUUGAGAUCACAUCCAGAAGUAGAGGUAUUGGUAGGCGACUUUCUAAGAGAUGUGCUUCUUAAAAAACCCGCUGACAUCCAGGAGUUUGCUUCAGAUCACUUCACCAACCCAAACCUUCAUGCAGUUAUCGGCUCCAACGUGGAAGGAAACAUGGAGUGAAACACGGCCAACAGUGACGGUGCUUCUCCUUUGUGUCUCCUCUGUACAGUGCAACACAUAUGUCUGGACUCUAUUUUAGUAUCAACAAAGACAAGAAUACAUUUGCGUCAGUCCGCUUAUUGUUCGGUUGAUAGUGUUAUUGUCAGAUUUCCAAUCAUACACAUGCAGGAAGCCAGCUAAUAAGGAAGAUGGUACCUAAUGAAUGAGAUUAAAGGUUAAUGAGAAGAGGAUGUCCUGUGGGUGUUACACAUACAUUGCACUGUGCCGUUUGUCACAUCACCAACAUGAUUAUGAAGGCUGGUUUGUAUUUACUGAUUGCAGCUACCUUUUCCCACCAGAACCAUGAGAGUCUGUGUGGUCUGCAUUGAUCUGGAUAUGGAGCAGUCAAGAUAUAAUAUUGACUUCACUCAUUUAUUUCAUGGGGUUGCUGCAAACAGUUGUUUGUUCUCUUUCUUUUUUUAAACCUUCGUCCUCUCAAAUUCUUUCACUUUUUUUUUGUCAUCUCCUUUUCCUUCUACAUUUAAAGAAGACAUUUUACUGACUCUGAAUUUCUAGAGAUAAAUGUGUUAUUUUGUAUUGAACUCCAUUGUUGUUGUAUUUAUAUUACACCUAAACCUACUUCUGCAAUAGCCUUAAUAUUCAAUGUGCUCGGCUUCACCGCUCCGUAUACGAGAGCUGCUGUUUUAUUUUGGCCCGCUCUCUCCAUGGAGAUUUGUACUGUGUGUUUAUCUUUCCUUCGCUUGUUAGUUUUUUUUUUGCUCUGUCAUUUUAUUUGGAUAAUGCAGUCCUGUAUCUGGUUGUGGUGUACGUGGAUUUUAUCAGCCCAUCGAUCCUUUAUAGCUUUCAUUGGAAUGAUGUAUGAUCUGAUGAAUAAUCAUCACAUCCUGUUAUCAAACCUCAGUAAUAAACAUACACUCAAGCCUCAUUCCUUUAUGAUCUAUUGUCAGCUUGUCACUUGUGUCAGAUUUGUUUGUUUGUA
Cottoperca gobio is the source of this 1704-nucleotide messenger RNA. It is a transcript of the gene riiad1, whose product is annotated as regulatory subunit of type II PKA R-subunit domain containing 1. NCBI's taxonomy places the organism in Eukaryota, Metazoa, Chordata, Actinopteri, Perciformes, Bovichtidae. The transcript has 4 exons. The record is from RefSeq and is a predicted model, not a curated record. Bases 456 to 725 code for a protein of 89 amino acids.